CCGGCUGAAAAGGAGGGCUCGCCCGGCGCCCCCCACCCUCGGUCCUGCCCCGCGGGCGUCCCGCACCAUGGCGCUGUCCUGGAGGAGCUGGCUGGCCAACGAGGGGAGCAAGCACCUCUUCCUGUUUUUCUGGCUCUCCGUCAAUGUAUGGCUCUUCGGGAAAACCUUCCUGCUUUAUAAUCAAGGGCUACAGUAUUAUUAUUUGCAUCAGAUGUUAGGGCUAGGAUUGUGUGUUAGCAGAGCUUCGGCAUCUGUCCUCAAUUUCAACUGCUGCCUUGUCCUGCUCCCGAUGUGCCGUGUUCUCUUGGCCUUCCUGCGCGGAUCCCAGAAGGUUGCCAGCAAGAAAACCAGAAGGCUGCUAGAUAAAAGUAAAACUUUCCAUGUGACGUGUGGUGUUACAAUAUGCGUCUUUUCAGUCUUACAUGUUGCUGCACAUCUGGUGAAUGCUCUUAACUUCUCUGAGAACUACAAUGAAGAAUUUGUGACCCUAAAUGCAGCAAACUAUCGUGGUGAGGACCCAAGGAAACUACUUUUUGCAACUGUUCCAGGUUUGACUGGAGUCAUUAUGGUGUUAGUAUUAUUCCUAAUGUGUACAGCUUCCACGUAUGCCAUCAGGGUUUCAAACUAUGACAUCUUCUGGUAUACACACAACCUUUUCUUUGUCUUCUAUAUGCUGCUGAUGCUGCAUGUUUCUGGGGGAGUGCUCAAGUACCAGACCAACUUAGAGGAACACCCUCCUGGUUGCUUUAAUCCUAACAAAACACUCCAACAGAAUCUGACUGUGCCAAAGGCUUUUGAAGAGCUGUUUCCUGACUAUACUACUGGGCCUUUUCCAGAGGACCUACCAGUACCAGAACCCUUUGUACAAAAUAGCUUUAUGAGAGUUUGUUCCGAGGAACCCAAGUUCCAGUCACACUUCCCAGAGACAUGGUUCUGGAUUUCCGGACCUCUGUGCCUGUACUGUGUGGAGCGGCUGUACCGCUACAUCCGCAGCAAUAAACCAGUCACAAUAACCUCAGUAAUAAGCCACCCCUCCAAUGUCCUUGAAGUCAGGAUGAUGAAAGAUGACUUUGAAGCAAGGCCUGGUCAGUACGUUAUUCUCCACUGUCCAAGAGUGUCUGCUUUGGAAAGCCAUCCAUUCACUCUUACAAUGUGCCCUACAGAUACCAAAGCAACGUUUGGGGUCCACCUAAAAGUAGUAGGAGACUGGACAGAAAGAUUUCGGGAUUUACUGCUACUACAUUCAAAUCAAGAUACAGAGAUUCUGCCCAUCUUUCAGCAGAGACGCUAUCCCAAACUGUAUGUGGAUGGACCUUUUGGAAGUCCCUUUGAGGAAUCCCUGAACUACGAGGUCAGCCUCUGUGUGGCUGGAGGUAUUGGGGUUACGCCAUUUGCAUCUGUGCUCAACACACUGCUUGACGGCUGGAAAUGCUACAAGCUCAGAAGACUCUACUUCAUUUGGGUGUGCAGGGACAUUGAGUCCUUCCGCUGGUUUGCAGAUCUGCUCUGUAUGUUGCAUAACAAGCUUUGGCAGGAGAAUCGGCCAGACUAUAUAAAUAUCCAGCUGUACCUCAGUCAAACAGAUGGAAUACAGAAAAUAAUUGGUGAAAAAUACCAAGCUUUAAACUCCAGGCUUUUGAUUGGACGACCCCGCUGGAAGCUCCUGUUUGAUGACAUAGCAAAGUGCAAUCGGAGGAAGACCAUUGGAGUUUUCUGCUGUGGACCAAACAAAAUCUCUAAGAUACUUCAUAAACUGAGCAACAGCAGCAACUCAUAUGGGACAAGGUUUGAGUACAAUAAAGAAUCCUUCAGCUGAAAGUCUGUUGGAGCAAGACUCUCUAGAAGAUAAAAGUGCAAUUUUUUGUUUGUACAAUGUAAAAGUUCAUCUGUGGUUUAAACAGACAGAAAUGUACCAAAGAAUAGCACAAAUGUUUUUAUUUAUGAUUAUUUAAGACUGAUGGAUGCAGCAGUAUACCAACAAAUAAUCUGUGCUUUUACUCAAAUGUGCUCACACAAUAUUUGUGGUGGGAGUGAUUCUUUGGAUUUGUUUAUGCUAAUUAAAAAGUACAAAAGCCGGGGAGAGACACAAUUGCUUUAAAAGCUGAUGGAAGAAGAAUCUGUGGACUGUUUGAACUUCUUCCACUUCAGUCCUCUGAAGCUGGAUCAGUAAAUUAAACCCCAGGUUAAUCCGAGUGGCAAAACAUAGCAUAUUACAAAGAUUCUUGCUUUUGUUGGUAUACAUAUCUUAUGGCUUUGGGGUGAAAAUACUCCAUAUUAAAGAUUUUAUUAUACAUUGCAGAACUGGGAUUCUGUAUUUAAAAUAUAGAGUGUUACUCUUGCUAGUCUACUUCUGUAAUGAAGUUAACCUAAGGAAAAGUGAGCACAAUUGUGUAGCACCAGUGGGCAGCCUCUGCUGUGAUGUUAGUCACAGCCUUUUGGCAAGCACACAUCUGUACGUGGAGAACUCUGUAUCUUGCAUCAAUUCAGUAUUCAGUGAGUUUGCAAAAUAAUUAUGAUUUAUGCAGCCAUAAAGAUGGAGCAAGAAAAGCAAUGAACAGGAGCAGACAGGAUCUGAAGUUUUAUUAUACCACACACUCAACAUGGAAGUUGCCCUCACUCUGCACUCACAUGCCCUGAAUGUCAAAUACUUCAAGCUUUCAGAUACGCUGAUUAUUUUACAACACAGCAGGUUGAAAUCCAGUUUUAGAGGUCCCAGAGUAUGUUUGGUUGACUGUGAUCCUUUCACUAUCUUCCCUGAAGCCACCCUGUUUUCCCUGGUCCCACUGAAAGCAGGAUGAGACCAGAUCUGCAGCAGAGUGCAAAUGAAUCCCUUGGCUCUGUGGCUCCUUGGAUGAUGUGUGCAGAUACAAACCUUGCAGGAGCUGCAGUGUGCUUUCAGUUUGUUCCAUAGAGGAAGAUUUCAAAACAUCCAAAAUUUAAGCUCUCCUUCCCUUCUCCUCCCCUCAGCUGUUUUCUGCCCGUAAUUGCCAUGGGAGAGCUAAAGGUUGAAACCGGUACUUCAUAACUUUUUGGUUCUGAAGAGCACCUUUUCUUGUCCAUCCAAAUAGCAGAUCCAACUUCCUUUAUUUCAUCUUCUCUCCCUUUUCCUUACCUUGCUGAGAUGAGGGCAUUUAAACAGGAAUCAGACACUUAGCUGGCAUAAAUAGGCACCACUCUAAUGUCUCCUAAUCGAGCAGAGCAGCAUCACUUUAACAUGGUGAAAACCUUCCCUUUGAUCUCCGGCAGAAGCUUGGGAGCAGAACAGUAUAGUGUUUGCAGCAUACAGGGGCAGAGGCUGUCUUGAGAACUCUGUGCCUGUGGUUCACCUGUAUUUAGGGCAGUGCUUUUGAUUUCAUUUACAUCUGUCCAAUGAAUACCUUUUUAAUUUUAGUGGGAAAAGCACUGAAUUUCUGCUCGGGACACAGACUCUCUACAGGAGUCUGUAAGUAUCAGUGUGAGUGUUCAGAGGGAAGCAUUUUUCUAGUAGGUGGUGUAUAGGCAUACUGUAUGUAUAACUAGUGAGGAUGACUUUGGUCUUUGCCUUGGCAGCUCCUGCUCAGGAAUUGCACUCGGUGAGCAAUCAGUGAAGCCACAAGGGAAUGUGUUCCUCAGUGUCCAGAGCUGGCACUGAAGUCUUUACCUCUGGCUCUGCCCAAUUUGAAAUCCCAGAGAAAGGGAGAAAGGGAGAAAGGGAGAAAGGGAAGAACCAGAGAUAGACG
Poecile atricapillus (Black-capped chickadee) is the source of this 3719-nucleotide messenger RNA. RefSeq names its product NADPH oxidase 4 (gene NOX4). Gene Ontology annotation, molecular function: superoxide-generating NAD(P)H oxidase activity. The record is from RefSeq and is a predicted model, not a curated record. NCBI's taxonomy places the organism in Eukaryota, Metazoa, Chordata, Aves, Passeriformes, Paridae. The transcript is spliced from 18 exons. The coding region runs from base 68 to 1816 and encodes 582 amino acids. Gene Ontology annotation, biological process: defense response; superoxide anion generation. Gene Ontology annotation, cellular component: NADPH oxidase complex; plasma membrane.